AAAUUACGGGGCGUGGCUUAAGAAAACAUUUAAAAACUUUAACGGCUUUAAAUUGUAUAAAGUAAAAAUGUUUAGUUAUUGAAAUAUUACACGUAUUAUUUUUACAAUUCAAGUUAAGUUGUGUGGAAGAUAAGAAUGUCAUUGGAGAGCGUCAGAAGGCCAGAAUUAGUUUAAAAAGUCUUUGAAAAUGGGAAUCGGUUACGCUGCCUCCGAUGAGAAACUAGAGAAGCAAAUCGGCUGUGUCAAGUACACGCUGUUCUGCUUCAACAUUGUCGCUUGGAUGCUGGCCACAGCCCUUUUCGCCUUGACCGUCUGGCUGCGCGCCGAGCCUGGUUUCAAUGACUGGUUGCGUAUCCUGGAGGCCCAGUCUUUCUACAUUGGCGUCUACGUGCUCAUUGGCAUCAGCAUCAUUAUGAUGGCAGUCAGCUUUCUGGGCUGUCUCAGUGCGCUGAUGGAGAAUACUCUGGCAUUGUUCGUUUUUAUUGGAACACAAGUGUUUGGGUUCAUUGUUGGAACAGUUGGAUCGGCUGUUUUGCUAGAAUUCAGCACAAUGCACUCGAGCUUGCAGCCGCUGUUGAAGGAUUCGCUGUACCGCUUUGUGGCCUCAUCGGAGUACACAUAUUCAAACUAUGUUCUGACCAUGAUACAGGAAAACAUUGGCUGUUGUGGCGCUACUGGGCCGUGGGACUAUUUGGACCUGCGGCAGCCGUUGCCCAGUUCAUGUCGCGACACUGUUAGUGGCAAUGCCUUUUUCAAUGGAUGUGUGGAUGAGCUGACUUGGUUCUUUGAAACCAAGACUUCUUGGAUUGUGGCGCUGGCCAUGUCGCUGGCUCUACUCAAUGUCAUUUGCGCUGUCAUGAGUUUUAUACUGGUUCAGGCCGUUAAGAAGGAGGAGGAGGAAGCCAGUAAUUAUAGGCAUUGAGCGGACGGAGCAUUUUGGAGCCAUUUAGUAAGCUAAGUUAACAGGACAAGUAGCAGUAUGAACGACGACGGCAAUGACGGCGACGCGUUGCCUUUUUCCAUAUCCUUAAUAUUUGAUUAAGUUUCCAUUUCGAACAAUAAGUACAAUAAAAUAAAAUACUAUUAAAAACUGCGACGUUUCGCAAGAGAACGUAACAAAUAAAAAA
Molecule: messenger RNA, 1127 nt
Organism: Scaptodrosophila lebanonensis
Lineage: Eukaryota; Metazoa; Arthropoda; Insecta; Diptera; Drosophilidae
Gene: Tsp2A
Product: tetraspanin-2A
Exons: 2
Coding region: 188-922 (244 amino acids)
Cellular component (GO): membrane
Source: RefSeq, a predicted model, not a curated record